This is a messenger RNA of Microbotryum saponariae, 3793 nucleotides long. Lineage: Eukaryota; Fungi; Basidiomycota; Microbotryomycetes; Microbotryales; Microbotryaceae. The record is from the annotation of a GenBank genome assembly.
AUGCCUUCGCCCACGCAUGGCGGACGUGCCGGCGGCGCGUCGUCAAGCCAACCGCACUCGGCCGCGGCGACCAACGACAAGCGUCAUUCAAGACACGAGAGGGAAAGACGACAAGAAGGGACACGUGAUCGUGAUCGUGAUCGUGAUGACCCCAAGUUCGUGGGAUCCUGGCGUAUCGGCAAAACCAUCGGCAAAGGCUCAUCAGGUGACUUCAGGCAUCCGAACUAUGGGCUUACUUUCUGCCGCCUCGUUCGCAAGCCCGACCACUGAUAGUGACCUUGUUUCCGCAUCUUCGUGCUCUAUGUUUCAGGACGGGUCAAGAUAGCUAAACACAAGGAGACGCACCAGUACGCUGCCAUCAAGAUCGUUCCCAAGCCUCGUGCCGCCGCAAAAUCGGCGUCAAAGGCUGACAAGGUGGGUCCACUGACUAGAGGGGCGUCAGCAAGGGGUGAGAGCUAACACGUCGGCGGUUCUGCGCGAGCUCCAGAUGCUGCUCGGAAUUGAGCGGGAGAUCGUGAUCAUGAAGUUGAUUGAACACCCCAACGUACUCCGACUUAUGGAUGUUUGGGAGACCCCUGACGAUCUGUACGCUCUACGCUCUUUCCUUGGCCCCGCGAGCGGUCGAUAAGCUCCAUUUGAUUCAAGAACUGACUCCCGGAACCACUUCGAUCACCGGUCUCCAGCUAUCUGAUCAUGGAAUAUGUUAAAGGUGGCGAACUGUUCGACUACCUUGUAUCCAAGGGAAGUCUGCACGCCGAUGAGGCACUGCACUACUUUCAACAAAUCAUUUCCGGUGUCGACUACUGCCACCGCUUCAACAUAUGCCACCGGGAUCUUAAGCCCGAGAAUCUGCUGCUUGAUGGCGAUGGAAACAUCAAGAUUGCGGACUUCGGUAUGGCCGCCUUGGAACGCGGCGGGAAACUCCUCGAAACGAGCUGUGGUAGCCCACACUACGCCUCACCCGAGAUCGUUGCGGUGAGUCGUUGCGCUGCUGUUUGUCAUCUUAGGUCUCACCUGCUGAAUGCGCGAGGUUGUUCGGCCGUAUGUAGGGGCUGAACUAUCAUGGCGCAUCGUCGGACAUCUGGUCCUGUGGUAUCAUCCUCUUUGCCUUACUGACGGGUCGACUGCCGUUCGACGACGAAAAUAUUCGCAACCUUUUGGCUAAGGUCAAGGUUGGCCGCUUCACGAUGCCAGCCGAACUCACGGAUGGCGCCAAGGACCUGAUCAGGAAGAUGCUUGAGGUUGAUCCGGAGAAGCGCAUCACGGUGUGUACCCGCUCGACGUGGGCUCUCCAAGGAAGCAGCGAGUAACUGGGCAUCCAUUCACGUUUCUGACCGCAGAUGGAUCAAAUUCAGCGACACCCUUGGGUCACUCGGAUUCCUCCGCGGUCAAUCCAUGGCGCACCUACCUUUGUCCCGCCUAGCAUCGACUCGAUCGAUCAUCCGGUUGCAUCCCGACGAGAGAUCGAUAUGGAAAUUCUCGCCAACCUCAAAACCUUGUGGAAUGGCGCUGCUGAGGAGGACAUCAUUCAAGCCCUGCUGUCUAGCGAAAAGUCGUGGGAAAAAGUGUUUUACUGCUUACUGUACAAGUACCGCACUCGAAACCUGGAGAACUUCAACAUGGACGACGAGGAAAUCUAUAGACCACCCAAGAAGGCCGAUCGAGGUGCGUUGAUUUCAGAUGCUGCAGCCCUGCCAGCGCUGCCUUUGUAGAAUUUGACGAGGUUGUUGCUCUUUACCAGAAAAACAGCAACAUGUCGUCUCUUCGGGCGCAACCGCCAAUCGCAGUCGACGAUCACGGUCAUCCUCGUUCAACGUGGCCGCAGGCGCAUCUUCUGAUGGUAAGCGUCCGAGCAAACCCACAAGUGCCGCCACGACAGCGGCCGCUGCCAUAACUCGCCCUGCUCCACCGGUCCCGACUAUGGCUGCUCGUGCCAUCGACCCAUCGUCUGUGACGGCCAUGACUUCGACGGCGGCCACCUUGGCUGGGCCCUCCGCACAAAAUUCACGCGGCCCUCGCCCUUUGCCUUCUGCGCCGAACUCGUCCACGCCCUCGGCGAACCGCGUACCGCAAAUUCAGUUGCAGUAUGCGACCCCGGAGACGGGUACGCCAUCUGCUUCGAAGUCCGCUCCAAAGCCGCCCCAAUCGCCCGGAUGGGAAAGCGUGCCGUCCUCACCAUCUCCACUAGCCAACUCCACCUUCAGAUCGAGCCUCGACCCGGGCGUAGACGCGGCCAAUGCGUCUGCCGUUACCUCGGUCCAACCGAGCAACUCUUCUCGGAUUGUCGAGAAAUAUGAUGGUGCGGUUUUGGCUGCAUCCUCGGCACCCCCCGUGCUGCCCAUCGCGAUCCCACAAACAGGCGACGCGGCGAUGCAGCAAUUUUUUCACGAUCUCGUCGGACAUCUGCAAACAAUGUCCUUGCAUGGCUCUUCGCCGAGCUCGCCGGUGUCGUCUCCCCCAACAUCUCACCGUCAGUCCUUCCUGAGCGCGACCUCGAAUGUUGGCCCCGUUAUGACUACGCAUCACUCGGCGCAUACGCGGCGGCGAUCAUCGGCUGGCGAUCAAUUCGAAGAUGCUGAGGAAGAUGAGUCAGACAACGCGAACUCAAUCACCGGUUACUCGCCAUUCAUGAGCGGUUGCGAGUUUCAGGUCGGCGACACGGUCAGGUCACGCGAUGAGGCGACUUCGCCGGCCAUGUCGAUGUCUACGAACGCUUCAUCGCCUCAGCGUACUUCACAUCAGAUGCCGCUUGGCCGGCCGCGCUUUACAGUUCGAGGCUCUUCCAGGGGUCCCGUCAGCGACGGGUCCCGACCGAGCUCGUCCCGCGUCGCCAGCUCUUACACCGAGGACAAAGAAAACACCCGUGUGACACCCCAUCGCAAUUCUGCGCCUCCACCUCUGGCACCUCGUAUGCAACAGAAGAUGUCGAGCCAAGAGCAGCGCAGCGCUCUGCAGGGCCUGGCAAUUCAAAGCGUUGCGUUCGACUUCGAGAUCAUUGAACGGCCCGAAUCGCCGACCGCCUUGCUCAAGCUGUCGCAGCAGCAGAAGAAGCUGAAGGCGGACAAGAAGCACCAUCGUGAGUGAUGUAAAGGCAGAAUCGCAGAUGUGUGUAUUAUGUCAUUCGACGCUCACGGAUCGCGAGGUAUCUCCCCAUCAGGAUCCGCGCCAGCUGUGGGAUUCUCGCCAGUUGUGGGCAUCUCGAGGGGCUCACAGUCCUCGCCCAAGCAAUCCUGGUUCGCCGGUCUGUUCCACUGGAAGCAGUUGUCGUACACACUGAUGUCGACUGAGGAUACCAACUCGACGCGCUCCACUUGCAAGCGGAUACUCGAGAGCCUCGGCGUAAUAGUGCUGCUUGCCAACGAAGGCGGAAGCUCCAUUCUUAAAUGUCGCUUUGCUGGUGACGGAUUGCGAGGUGAGCCCAUUCGCGUUGGGGUGUGCGUGACUUUGUCACGGCUCGACUGAUCCGACCCUGCUGUAAAUCGCAGAGUCACACGGUUCAGCUGGAGCGCUCAAGGCGGUCAAGUUCCGCGUCGAGAUCUCCCGCCACGGACAUCACUCGCCUUCAAUGGGGGUCCCGUCGCCGAACCCGAACCACGACCGCAUGCUUUACCCCACGGUCGUAACUCUCGUUAUGGAGAAGGGUGCACACUCGACCUUCAAAGCGACGUACAAUCGACUGCGAUCGGCCUGGGAACUCGAUGCCCCUUCGUCGGCUGGUGGUGGUCUAAGAUUGAUUCCAAGUCCGCUUCAGUCGCCGGCUAUCGGCGCAAUGAAGAGUCCCCUCUUGGCUUAA